AUGAGGCCGCACGCCGAGCAGUACAACGUCGAGCUCACCACCGUGGACUCCGUCCAGGGCCGGGAGAAAGAGGUUGUUCUUUUGCUCACUACAAAAACUCAUUUUAAUCCAGAUGCGGACACCUUCAUCAACGACUACCGGCGCCUAAAUGUGGCUACCACCCGCUGCCGCCAUGGCCAGUUCGUUUUUGGGCAUGCGAAAUCGCUCCGGGCACUGCCGACAUGGAACACCCUGCUGCAAUGGGCUUAUUCGCUCCGCGCCGUCGUCACUCAAUCGCAAGUACUCCGGUACUUUGAACCGUGA
Messenger RNA from Haemonchus placei, 303 nucleotides. Lineage: Eukaryota; Metazoa; Nematoda; Chromadorea; Rhabditida; Trichostrongylidae. The record is from the annotation of a GenBank genome assembly.